AUGGCACUGUCACUUGUGAGUUAUGUGCGCUUGGUUACAAGGCGGUUCUUACCCUGUUGGGACGACGGAGCCAGUCGUCGGACAUUGCCCUUCUUGCGCAACUUAUGGCCCUCCCUUGCAACCCCAGAGGGCAUAAAACGGAACAGCUUCCGCUGUGGGCCGUUUGUCCGUCAUGUCAUGCACGCAGAAGAGGAACGGUCGAAUAAGAGGACGGAAGUUAUUUUAAUGCCAGGUGCUCUCAACUUUCCAAAACCUUCAAAUCUCAGAGAAGAAGAUUCCAAUGCCUUUGAUAGUGACAGCAGCUGCUCCUGUGCGUCGUCCUCAUUGCGAGUUUUGUCAGAAGCUGAUUCUGAUAGUGAAAAUGUUCAGAAGCACAUAAAAUCAGGUGAAGGCAAGGCGGCAAGUGACCGGACCUUAAUGAGCGCAGAUGUUAACGGCGAAGACGGGUCUGCAGUUCUGCAAUCACCAAGUGAUGCACUUACCGUCCUUCGAGACCGUCGGCAGCGUCGUCUAACCGCUAAGUAUGCAGAGGCCUUGGAGGAACAGACUCGCCGACGCAGAUUUUCUGCACGUAGGGGAAGUGGCAGUGGGAUUACGCAGCCAUCGAACUUAGCAGCCUCUUUGGAAAAGGUUUCCGUUGUUGAGAUAGCUCCUGCUGAAAAAGUUUCAGCUACAGAUGCUACUACUUUGAAGGGUGAUGCGCUAGCGCAGCACGACAUGUCUUCGACGAGCAUUAAAGCAGCAAAGAGAUCACGUCAAAGUACCACGCCGGUUAAAAUCAUUGAAGGCAAACGCAAACCCAAAGUGAAUUCCAGACUGCAAGGUGAUUACGCUGUGCUAGAUCUACAAGGAAAAUGGAAUAGUGCGCAAAAACCUCUUUUGCAAAGACGCCGUUCGAUCUGUCUAAGCGACGACGCCCGAAGCGACACCUCGUCAACUGCUACUUCCUGUGGUGGACUAGAUCGUCGAAAUCAUCGACGCAAUCACCCGAUUACACAAAAAAAGGGGGGUCCAAGAAUCAAGCAGGUUGGCCGAAAGCCUUUUGCAGAAUCAUCAUAUGAAAAAGCAAUGUCGGCCAUGGUGCAUGCGGCUAAAUUGGCUGCGGUCGGUGCCCAGACGCAGGACGGCACUAGUCCUCUGAUAGCCGCUUCGGCGGCCACUGCUGAGGCGUAUUGCUCAGAUGGUAGUUCCGCUGACGGCAGUAACCCAUUAAAGGUUGACUGUGGAAUUUGCGCGGCCUCGAUGAAAUCAUCGAAACAAGUCACGCCACCUCUUCCUGGGCCCACACCUCAGCCCUCCCUCCUCGAUACAGUUCCAGGUUUGCAGGAACAACUGUUGAGUCAUUCCAACGCGGCGAGUAGACUAUCACAACCCCAGUCUGCAACCUUAACCCAAUCUGCGUCAGUGGAUUCUUUAUCAUCUGCCACUUUGCGAGCCGAAUCUGCCAAUUCAUCUGUGGUCAACAACCUCGAAGUGUUUGCCGAUGCGCCAGUCCGGUCUCUUCGGGGUGGUGAUCUUGGAAUGCACUUCGCCCCGCACGACUCCACUGGUGAGGACGGGCCUGGCAGCUCUUCAAAGAAUAAAAUCAGACCUGUUGAUGGAGAGGUUAUUGAUAUUGAUCUUGCUUAUCAAGGUGGUUAUCCAGUUGUCACCACUUUAGCUGCGGCGCCACCUAAAGAGAUUUGCUAUGCUUGUGGAUCUGGUGGUGGCCAGGUAAAAAAUUGGCUCUUACCCUCGCACUGGCCUACCUUAGUAAGUUUCUCCGCAUCAUUUCAGCUGCUUUUCUGCGUGUCUUGUGCGGAGCCCUUCCAUUUCUACUGCGUAGAACGCCAGUUUCGCCCCAAGAAAAAGGAUCAUUUUCUAUGUCGUAAUUGUACACCCUGUGCAAAGUGCAACCAAUCGGCUUCGGAACUGCGGUGCAUCCGCUGUUUUACUGGGUUCCACCCCGGCUGUCUGGCUGGGUAUGCUCCCGCUCAAUCUGCCGAAAGAGGAAAAUGGGUACGUUUCACACCUGACGAUCAAGUUGGAAAACACAAGAAUUCUAAAGUGUGCCCCGACUGUACCCACUGUCUUCACUGCCUGGUGAAGCCACUGGACCGGGAAGUGGCUAGCUACCGGACGGGUGAUGUUUCCGCACGUCUUGUCCCCUGGUCCAGUGAACCCUCUAAAUGCGCCGAGUGCUCUGAAGCCGAGGCGAAAGGACAGGUCUGUCCCGAGUGCGACCGAGCAUACCUUCAGGAUACCAUGGAGAUGAUACAAUGUGACUCCUGCCAUCUUUGGCGUCACAGGGCCUGUGCGAAACUUACUUCUUCGAGCGGUUGGAGCAGGUUCUCAGGUGACAAACUCAAGGAUAAUCUUUUCUUCCUAAUAGCUGACCAAUAUGAAUUGAUCGCCAGGGCCCCUCCGAGUCAGCUCCGCACAUUCACCAUAUAUUGUUCUGCGUGUAAAGCGGAGGUGACUGCCCAUUCUUCUGACACUCAUGAAGGCGAAGGAGAUGAAAAACUUAGACGUAUGGCCAACGACACACUGACCAAACGAAUGCAAACUCUCGUUGAUGGUUGUACCAGCUCCCCAAUGCACCAUUCUAACGAUCUGGACCAGUCUCAGCCAAAUAGCUUCGCAGGAGGUGAAUCGAGUGAAGGUGCUACUGUUUCUGAAGGAUCUCCACAGCGACCUCCUCACGAGUCAAAUAGUCUUCCCCAACUUGACGGAGGCCUUGACGACUCUCCUGUUGAGAAUUCUCAAUCGAGUAGUUCACAGGUCAAUCCCGUGUCAUUCGAACAUACUCCUACCACCAACAAUGGAGGAACUCAUUUAAGACCGCCUUCACUUGUCAAGAAGGCGGCUGACGUGGCGUUUGUGCCUGCUUGGACAGUCCGUAUCCAUCUAAAUCCACCACCCAUGCAUGCUGCAUGGCUGGUAGAACGUUCAACAUCUGAUGAGUGGACGACACCUAGGGCAUUGGCAUACACGCUGCUUGCUCGGUUGAUUGCCAGAAUCGACAGUACCCCCGCCACUUCAACUGAUUUCCUUCCGUUAAGAAAGCUACUUGACUGGCUAUCGAAAUCCAUUGAGGUACUUUUUCCAUGGCUUCCUGCUUCCGAUUCAACCAAGGAAGUUCGCGACUUGCUUCGUCAAGCUCAAGGCUCCCUCUCAACGGUUGUCACAUUUUUGCGUACUACGGUGGAAUUGGAACUUUUCGAGCUCGCAUGCUCUCACAUUGCAGUGAUUUUGGAUGAGACCCGAACCCGCCUAGCCAUCCAGUCUUAUAUAUAUUCGCACGUGGCUAGAAUGCGAACACUGGGACUUUACGAGAAGUGCAGUCGCUGGGUCAACUCUCAUCUUCAGGCUUAUCAUCACGAAAUAGCUGAUUUUAGUCGUCAAGUUGAAGAUGCGCAAGAAUUCUUCAUUAAACACCGGGAAAUCCAUGCCAGGUGUUUUGACCCUCGCGUUCUUCAAGAGAAGUUGGAGGCACGCCUUGAGGCGAAGGAUGAAAAGUGGGUCGAGCACUGGUCAAACGUCGAGGACAGAAUUGCUAUCUUUAACUUCCAAAAAGAAUUAUUUCUCAAGUGGCAACGCAUACUCAAUGACCCUAUUCAGUCUCCGGUGAAGAACCCCCUUGGAAUAGAGAGUGUAGGUAGAAUUUCGACCAAGGACCCGAUUUACCACUUUGGUUCAAGUUUUUACUGGGAAUCCCUUGAACGGGAGUACGCUGAUCUCAUGCUUCCCGUCACCUCACCGCCCCCCGUCGACCUUGAUGAGAGCGAGCCAGAGACUGCCGAAGAGAGUGGCAUUAAGGCUCUCCCACUUGCAACUAUUAUUCAAGAAGAGAAGCGCCUCCUUUCGGGUUCCAUUGAAGAACCAAGGAAGUGCCUACUUUGUACCCGAAACACUGAUGACAGCAUCGAGGGACGAUUGAUAUACAUUGGAUCUGAUGUCUGGAUCCACGUCAACUGCGCUCUGUGGAGUAAUGAGGUGUACGAAGAGGAAUCAGGUCAGUUGGCUGGUGUUUCUGCCGCUUUGCGUCGUGGCGGACGUACUCGUUGCGAGGACUGCGGAAACCUAGGUGCCACGAUGACGUGUUCGAACUCCGUCGGUGGUUGUCGUUCAGUGGUGCACUUCACUUGUGCCCUGCGGCGCCGUCGCCCAACUUUUCCUCAGCCUGUUUUCACUGCGGAUCGGUCUUUCUUCUGCUCACCCACGUGCCACUCCACGGUGAGGCGCAUUCGUUUCGCGGAGGCUAUUCGCAACCUUAACUUGCGUAGGCACCACAGAUUCUACGUUGAUGAAGAAACAGAACAGGGCGUUGAAGAUAAACGCGAUGAUCGGGAUGUAUUUUCCUUAAUCGAUUCCAAAGUGAUUUCGGUUAAUGAAGCCCAGGAUAUCGCUAGACAGAUCGAUUCCGACCUGGAGAGAAUAACACUGAAUGACAUGCUCGUCUGUCGUCGUGUGUUUGUCCCCUCUGAUUGUUUUGUCGCGUCCCUCAGAGGCGGUAUUGGUGGGCAAUAUGAGACUACCGACGAACAACAGCCGGUUCUUUCCCUAGCAAUUUCACCCAGCACAGUUGCACUGAUCCAGAACGAAGUGCCUGCCUCAUCCUUUGUUGUCACCAUCGGUGCCCUCCGCAUCGACCGACUUGGUCACAUUGCCGAGGCCUCGGACUCUCUUGUUAGGAAAAACGAUCGUGAUAAUCCUGGAUACAUCUGCCCUAUUGGAUAUCGGUAUGGGUUUUAUUUAAGGUUCAUUAAUCGUGAAAUGAUUUCAAAAUGUCCUGUUAAUUUUAGUGCCCGGCGUAUCUACUGGAGUGUUCACAGUUUGGGCUCUCGUACAACGUAUACGUUGAAUGUUAGCCAAGUUCACAAGCCACCUGCGAUUUCAUUGCCCCAUUUGGAGUCCAUGCCGAAUUUAUCAAAUUCUCACAAGGACAAAAGGUGCCUUCCAAACUUUUCAUUGAAGAAUUGCGCCUACGAACACUCAAAGACCCUGCAUCCAACUCAACCCAUGCCGAAUACGUUAGAAAUUCCGGUUGCUGCGUCCGCCACUUCAACCUCACUACCUGGUUCAAUCAUUCCUACUCCUUGUAGUUCACGAAAUUCAGCUACGGCGUUUGAUCCUCACCCCAACAACCCCAUCGGUCUCCCCUCAAUCCGUUUUACCUUUCCACAAGGGGUGCCACCGAGUCGAUUCACCCAGAAGCCUCCAGCCGGCUCGCUUCAGCCCUCAGCGACAAAUUCAAGAUCUGAAAUCAGUCAGUCACUUACGACCUCGCCACCGCCCCCAUCAACUCAAAAGAUGACUAUUAGUUGUAGCAGCGCUAGUACACAGAAAGGCGCCUCAUCACAUUCCCAGCCCCUCAUUAUCACGGCAACGUCCUCUGCUCCGUCCCCACCGAAGUUUGCAACCAUUUUGUCUCCCCACAAGAACACAACUCCACGUAUUGUCAGUGCUGUCUCUGUUCCGAAAUCAAGUACGUCAUCUGGAGCUGUUGCGGUUUCCCUUCCAAACCCAAUUACUGUAUAUUCCAUCUCUUCUGCGAGUCAAAAUAGCUUAAUUACUCACGUCAACGUGGUAAAGCCACCCUCCAUUCAAGUACCUGAGAAUCGAGCUUCAAUUCACACCACCAUGAUUCAGCCAACCACUGUUGACGUCAAACGAGGCUCUACCCUCGUGCGCUGCGUUCCGGCUGCCAAUGUGAUUGUGGCCCCAAGCACUCCACCUCCUCAACAAACCAAAUCACACCUGGGUUCAAUCUCUCAGCCUGUGGUUAUUCAUCGCCUCGAUCGUGUCUUUGCGACCUCAUCUGUCGGAGGGACUACAUCGUCAGUUUACUCGUUUCCCCGAACUGUUCGCGUUGCUUCAGUGUCGACACCAGCAACGGUGACUUCAACUGGUGCCAGUGGAAAAUACCCUGUCACUAAUGUCGAUGAGUCCCAUCUAGCCUCGCAAUUAGAUGGCAUUUUUAGCAGCCUCAAGUCACCUGAAAAACUCACCAUUAUUCAGGCCUCGUCGAGCCUACCGAAAAUCGCUAACCCAACACAGGCCCCCGUGUCGCAGCAACAGCCCAUUCGUAUUCCCCAACUUAGUCAGCUUGACGGAAUCAAUGACAUGGAGGACAUGGAGGGCUUCCUGCCCUCUAAUCGUCACCCCGCCUUCCGUGAAAGCGCUGUCAGCGGCAGGGGCUGCUUUAUGCAGAAAGUGACUUCGGCGAAAAAGAAGUGGAUGCUUGAGCGUGAAAAUCGCCUUGAACUUAAUGAACGUGUCCUAAAGGCCAAACAAACCUUGACUGAUCGCAUGUACCAAAAAGAAGCGACCAGUUUUGCCGACUCAUUUCGACUUCAGUUCUCAGUAGACACAAUUGGGAAGGCUACGUAUACCCCAGCAGCAGCUUGGCGUGAAGUUGUUGACAGAGUAAUUAAACUCCGCACUGACCAAAAACUCCCCCAAAUGAUCGUUCAGGACAUUGAUGGGUGGUCGCAGUUCGGAUUAAAUCACCGACAUGUUGUUUUCCUUUUGGAGCAACUCCCGGGAGCCUUUAACUGUUACCGUUACCGAUUCCGAUAUCAUCAACAUCGGAUUAAUCGGCUUAGGGAGUCGUACAAACCACCAGUGCCCGUCCUCGAAGGUGCGGCGCGCUUGAUGCCGUGUUCCAAGGCGCCGCCUUCAAAAAGUCACGCGCGAGACCCACUAGCUUUCCUCCACUGUCGCGCCAACUACGCACCGCAUUCUUGUCUACCCUAUGACGUUUGCCUGGACCCAGGAGACGCUGUUGGCCCCGGCUGCGGAAAUAAUGGAGACAGAACGGAAGGAUGCUUAAAUGCAGCCCGUCAAGCAGCAUUUAUUGUCGCGAAUUCUCUUAAACUCCCUCCUAGGCUACAUGCACGCACUGUUGAGGCAGCCGUUGCUGAAGCUACCGCGGAUGCGGUGGAGGAAGCGGAGGAUGCGGCAGCUUCUGGGCGUGGUCGUAAUCAGUUGUCCCUUACCUACCAGUUGAAGAACCUGGUUUCUAGUUUGGAGGCCCGUCUUUCCCGCGUAUCGGUGCAUCCUUCGCCUAUCCACAAGCGCGGCCUCUUUGCUCUGCGCUCCUUCCGCCCCGAUGAGCUGAUUUGCGAAUACACCGGCGAGUUGAUUCGCAGCAUCAUCUGCGAACGGCGUGAGGCGAAGUACCAAGCCAGUGGCAUCGAUUGCUACAUGUUUAGAAUCGACAACGACUGGGUCAUUGAUGCCACCUGCGCGGGCAAUUAUGCACGAUUCAUCAACCAUUCCUGCCAACCUAAUUGUGAUGCCAAGGUUGUCAGUAUGGGCGACUCAAACCAUAUUGUUAUUAUCGCCAAACGCAGAAUUCUCCCUGGCGAAGAGCUAACUUAUGAUUACCGGUUUCCAAAGGAGGCUGAAAAAAGAGCCGAACAGUUUUCUCUCGAACUCAAGUGCAUCGACUCGAAUCAGCAUUUGAGGCAAAGCGCUACCUUUCCAGUGCUGAUCGCAUGUCGUUGGCGCGGACUCUACACCUUACGGAGAUGCAAGUCAAAGUGUGGUUCCAGAACCGACGCAAUAAAUGGAAGCGACAGAUUGCUUGCGGAUUUCUGCCAACGCUCACAUCUUCAAGCCCACGACAGUUCGGAAACCAUCGAAUGGCUGAAUAUACUCGAAUGCUGA
Mesocestoides corti is the source of this 7653-nucleotide messenger RNA. NCBI's taxonomy places the organism in Eukaryota, Metazoa, Platyhelminthes, Cestoda, Cyclophyllidea, Mesocestoididae. The record is from the annotation of a GenBank genome assembly.